AUGUGCAGUACAGUUGAUAAUGCCUCUGCAAACAAGUCUGCUUUAGAGUGGCUUGUGUCUAAAAUGAACAAGUCUGCAUCUUAUCAGCAGAUUUUGAGUGGCAAAUACAUGCAUGUGCGAUGCACUGCUCACAUCACUAACUUAAUAGUGGGGCAUGGCUUAAAGAGGUUGCAAAAGUCUGUGUUAGCAAUUAGGAAUGCAGUGAAGUUUGUGAGAUCUUCUGCAAACAGAUUGGAUAUUUUUAAGAAGACUGUGGAGAAAGAGAAGCUUCCCUGUAAGGGACUUGUGUGUUUGGAUGUCCCAACUAGGUGGAACAGCACCUAUCUAAUGUUGGAAGCAGCUUUGAAGUUCAAGAAAGCAUUUAUAGUGAUGGCUGAAGAUGAAGAUAGCAAUUUUGCAAACUACUUCAAGGAACCAGAUGAAGAAUAUGAUGAAGAUGGAAAUCUUGUACCAAGCAAGAAUAAGAGAAAUAGGGUUGGACCUCUAGAAGUGGGAGAUUGGGAGAAGGCUGAGGUCUUUGUGGAGUUUCUAAGAGUGUUCUAUGAUGUCACAUUGAGAGUUAGUGCAUCAUUGCACCCCACUGUGCACACAACUUUCCAUUAUGUGAUUACCAUGGAAAAAAACAUAGAGAACAUGUUUUUGGCACCUGAGAUUGCUAGUGGAUCAGAAAUUGAGAAAAUAUUGAUGGAUAUGGCAGCCAACAUGAGAUCUAGAUGGUCAAAGUACCAUAAUGCAAGGUUCAAGUUGAAGAAUGUGACUCACAUCUUUCAAAUUGAAGGUUUAGAUGAUGAUGAGUAUGUCCUGGUUGUAGAUGGAGGUAGACACCUGCAAAGGCAGCAAUCUCCAAGCUCUUCGUCUAGCACAGUUACAAGUAGAAGCAGCAGAGGAGGAGUUAGAGGCCAGCUGCUCAAUAAUUGGAAGAAGGUUGUUGAAGAAAGCAGUGAGGCAGUGGUAGCACAUGAAGUGGAUCAAUACCUGGAUGCUCCAUUGGACCCAACUAAUGAUGAAGAUUGCUUUGACAUCCUGUGCUGGUGGAAGAUAAAUGGAUGCAAUUCCAGUUUUGACUACCAUGAAAGCACUGCAUCUAGCAAAACUAAUGUGUGUCCAGCUCCAAUUCCAAGAGCAAAAGGCAAGGGAAAGCUUGGGGCAGUUGGUAAUGUGAUAGAUAUUUGA
Rosa rugosa (rugosa rose) is the source of this 1173-nucleotide messenger RNA. RefSeq names its product zinc finger BED domain-containing protein RICESLEEPER 2-like. The coding region runs from base 1 to 1173 and encodes 390 amino acids. Lineage: Eukaryota; Viridiplantae; Streptophyta; Magnoliopsida; Rosales; Rosaceae. The record is from RefSeq and is a predicted model, not a curated record. The transcript has 4 exons.